Messenger RNA from Monodelphis domestica (gray short-tailed opossum), 12950 nucleotides. RefSeq names its product forkhead box P1 (gene FOXP1). Gene Ontology annotation, cellular component: nucleus. NCBI's taxonomy places the organism in Eukaryota, Metazoa, Chordata, Mammalia, Didelphimorphia, Didelphidae. The record is from RefSeq and is a predicted model, not a curated record. Gene Ontology annotation, molecular function: DNA-binding transcription repressor activity, RNA polymerase II-specific; RNA polymerase II cis-regulatory region sequence-specific DNA binding. Gene Ontology annotation, biological process: regulation of transcription by RNA polymerase II.
AAAAGAUUCCAUCCUGUCAUGGGCACUUUUGCUAGGGGAAUGUUGCCUUUAUUCAUCUGACCUUGUCAAAUCGCAAAUUCUCUUUUUACAUCCAAGGGUUUUUGUGUAGGUUUCAUUAAUCAUCCAAUCGAGAGUUAAUUCAGCCCUGAGAAUCCUUCUUGCACAUCCCAGGCCUUCCACUAGAGCCAGACUGGCACAUGUGUGUGAACUCUUCUGUUUCACUGGUUUGGAGGGAGUUAAACUUUUCACAGUUUUCUGGAUUGUUUGCAGUUCAGCCCUAUGCAACAUAAUGAAAGUUUUCUAGCCAUCUGUUGUUAAGCUGGCGGUGAGCAAGGCCAGUAUAUCCAAACAAAGUCCUGGCCUGCUGUAAACUGAACCUGUCAGUUUAGCAUAGCUGUGCUGACCUCCCAAACGUGCAGGGCAGGCUUUGGUACCAGGCACUGACUGCCUAGAGAGCUUUCGAGGGGAACCAGGCGGUGGGGGUGGAGGGGGGCAACCAUGUUUACCUUCACCACUCAGUGUUCCUACCACUGCCUUGAACUAGUUUAUACUAAAUCUCUCUGUAGACAGGAUUUUUUGUUUCCUUAUUCCAAACUUUUUAAUUUAAUUAAUUUUUCUUUUUUGCAAGGGAGAGGAGAAGAGAGAAAAACUUAGUUGAUUGGGAAGCAUUAUAGAUCAUAACAACAGUUAUUUGUGGGGGUAUUUUAUAUGUCUUUUGGGGUAUAACACCUUUCAAUAGAAAGGCAACACAAGUAGCUUUCAUGCCAGGUAAAAUCUUCUAGAUUGGAAUUUGGAAUUGGAAUAAUAAUUCCAAAUGGAAUAAAAAUAAAUUGGAAUAAUAAUCUUUUAUUCAUCUUCUUUCAAGGUUGGUUAUUAAUGGGCCAGGUGACUCUUUGUAUCAAAGGGCCAUGGGAAAGAACAUUGAUGAUGAUAAUUUAAUAAUAAUCAUUAUUAUAAUAAUAAUAGUUGUCAUAUACAUAGCACAUUACAUUUUAGAAAGUGCUUUCUUUAUUCAUCCAGGCAGUAAGCCUUUAAUAAAAGCCUACUGUCCUAUCCUUACUUAUUAAAAAAAAAAACUCUUACCUUCUUCUCUUAGAAUCAAUACUAAAUAUCAGUUCAGGACAGAACAACAAUAAGGUCUAGACAAUCCAAAUUGGGGUUAAGUGUCUUGUCCAGUUUCAUAGAGUUAGGAAGUAUCCGAGUCCAGAUUUGAACCUAGGAUCACCCAUCUCCAGACUUAGCAGUCUAUCCACUAAGCCACUAGCUGCCCCUUAUUAUCCCCAUGUUAAAGAUGCUAUUCUAAAAAUAAAUGCUUUAGUAUAAGAAUUCUUAAACUAGAUUCCCUAAAAACACAUACAUAUAUAAGCAUGAAGAUAUGUAUAUAUUGAUAACUGUAUUUGAAAGGAAUUUUCUUUGUCAGAUUGUCAAAUUGUCUUUGCCUUCCUUUGUCAGCCUAUAUAUUUCAUUUGAUCUAUUUAAAUGCAUUUUUCUGAGAAGGCAUCCACAGCCUGCCCCAGAUGUCCAAAGAGAUCCAGGACCCAAAAGGGGGAAGGAUCCCUGCUAGAAUACAUUAAUAUUGAUUUGCAUCGUUCAGUUGUACUGUGCCUUUAAGCACAAACAUAUACUGAGCACCUAUUGAGUACUAGGCACUGGGAUACAAAGACAAACACGAAACAGUCUCUGCCUUCAGUGAGCUUACCUUCUACCUUGAAUUGAACUCAAUGGUUUUCAGGUUUCUCUUUGAGAAAAUCAUCUGACAGCUAUUUACUUGGGUUGCUUUAUCCUUUUGUUGGGUGUUAAUUCAUUUCUUGUUCUCACACACACACAAAUAAAUACAUAUUGUUUUAACUCAGCUUUGUCUGAAUGUAAUUUCAUUUUCUCCUCCCCUGAAGAAAUUUACUCAUUUAAUUUACUUAUUAAAAUACUUAAUUGCAUUUUAUGCUCUGCUGUCUACAUACACCAUGACUCUUUGCUUUCUACUCAGGGCCAAAAAAAAAACAAAACAAAAAAAACAACUAAACUAAACUAAACUGGAGCAAACCCCCAAAUGUUAGUCCUACUUGUAUAACUCUAGUCUUGAUCUCUGCUGCAUAUUUUCUUUUUGAUGUUCCCACGUGCUCAAUACUUUGAAUCUUUGACCUGUGUUCAUCUUUAUCCUUUUCUAAUUUUCCUAAAUUUACCUAUAGCUUUGGGAAAUAUAUUCAGUAGCCAACUCUUUCAGGGCAAUCACUGGACCUCUUUGGCUCCUACCAAAAGCUAUGGAGACAUCAAGUGAUGCAGUUCUCUCUCUCAUCCACCCUUUUGAAUAUUUCAGCCCCUUACCUGCUCUCCACAGUCACCAUAUACAACAGAGCAAAGGGUGGGGAGGGACAACUGCCUGGGAGGGGUUGAGAUUUAGGAGAGGGAGGUGAGAUAAGACAGUCCUUAAAUACCAAAAUUUCCAAACAUCAUGCUAGAUUAUGCUCAGUAUGAUAAGCACACUUACAAAGGAUAGGGAAGCAUUAAAAGCUCAGCCUUAGUCACUCACAUUCCAUUCAGACAUCAGAAUACUGCCCUUCAAUUCCAUUGUCCCAAGAUUUAUUUGAACCUCAGGGAGAUAUCAAAUCAAUCAAUCAUUUUCUUAGUACCUACUGUGUGCCAGGCACUGGGCUAAGCAGUAGACCAGAAACAAAGGAGAAUCCUGGGAGAGUGGUACCCCAGUCAGAGGUUCAAUCUACUGGGGGAUGGGAAAGAACAAGAUAGCAGGAAAGCCAUAUGUAACCUGUCCAGUUCCAUGAGAGAGCUAAAGACCCUUAAUGAUCAGUCAGCUGGGGACAGGGGAUUUGCCCCUUUACAUUUCACCCAAGGCUGAGGAUGCCAUAGGUGAGGGACCAGAAACAAGUCAAAAGAACAAGGGAGAAGGCUCCCCCACCAUUGGGGGGGGUGGGAAUUUUAACAUUUCUUACAAGAUGCUAGGGACAGGUAGUAAGAUGGAAGUGAAAAACGAUUCAAUUUAAAAUUCAAAUGAGUGCACUUACUAGGAAAUCCCAUACAGCCAUAAUCUGUUUGUAAGGUGACUGACAUAUAAAGUGCUUUUUUUUUUAAGUUAAAAAAAAAAAGUCGGUGUAGAGUUUCGGGUAUAAAUGUCAGGUGCAACGUAAUGUGUGCUCACUCAAAAAGUCAAGCAGAUAACCUUGGCGUACAGGACGUCACCUUUUACCACAUGAAAUUGUAUUUUGUUGUGUUUUUCUUUUUCCUUUUUUUUUCAAGAAGGACUACAUUAAGAGGUCACCUAUUAGCUGUGUUUUUGCUGUCUGAAACCCAGCCCUCCUGUCUAUUAAAAUCAAACCACUGUGUAAACAUUCCGGGGUCGUUCGUUCUUGGGCUCCACAAGGGCCGAGGGGAUCGGGUUUCACCUGCCUGCACAUCUUCCAGAAAUUAGAGCAAUUAGCGUGAAGCCAUUUCACAUUCAAGGUCUACGGUGACAUUCAAGUCCAGAAGAAAUCCGAGAGGGAAGGGAGAGACGGUUGUGUGCUGUGGCUACUGGCAAUGGCCACUAACCAAUGGCCUGCAUUUUAAAAACCACCGCCAUUUGAGGAGAUGACUGGGAGGCUUUCAGUUGAUAUCCAAACUUGCGAUUUCCCAUGAGGGGGGAAAAAAACAGCAAACAUUUCAUUUCAGUAAUUGAGCUCUGUAUAUACAUGGCAUGUAAAUGAAAACCUGGUUUUUAAAUGGUCCCGUGAAACAAAGUGAUGUUAAUCAUCUUGCCCACAUGUUGGUGACAGCAUCUUCUCCAUAGACAGAAAUGAUGUGUUUUCUAAUUUAUAUGGGAAUUUCUCUUCCGUGUUUACAUAGUAAAUCUCACCAGUUCAGGUAAAUGUAUCCAUUACGGUGACAUCCUGUAUUUAGUUUGGUGAUUCUCACAGCAAGUCUUUGAAGGCUGCUAUUUCUUAAAAGGUUGGCACAGAUUAGUGUUGACCUUAACAGAUUAAACUAGUACAGUGUAAAGAUAAAUAAUCAGCCUUUAGCACAUUAGAUAGCUGCAUAAGCAUGACAGAAGGUGACUUUCUGAAGCAGUUUUUAAAAUCCAGUCUGCAUUUUUACAUUUGUAACAGCUACACAGGAACCUGGGUUUUGCAGAAGGCAAACCCUAAACUGAUUACAACUCUUUAAAUUAGUUAAUACAUUUUAAAUCCACAUUUUUCCUGUUGGUUUAUUAUGCAGAAAAAGGCUAAUUUUAAAAGCCAUGCUUGCUGUAAAAGAAGAUCUUGCUUUCCUGUCCCAGAGGGUGUCCUUAAUCAGAAAUAACCCGCAGGCGAAAUGAUAAUGUGGAAUUCUGCUGCCCUUUAACCUGACACUGCCUGUUCAUUCAGUGUUUGUUAACAAACAGCUCUAAGUACAAAAUUGUUUGAGAAUUACUUUUUCAUGAUAUGUACUGACUUUAAUUAAAAUAAGAGGCUUAUUUUUAAAUGAAAAAUGUAUGCAUUCUCUUCGAAAGUUUUUUUGUGAUUAUUCCUUUACACAUUUCACCAGUCUGCUUAAAAAAAAAAAAUCAACAGCUCCUGGUUGCUGGAUGCAGAUCAGUGAGACUGAAAUCAUCUCAGGAGCUGGUACUUUUUCUAGUUUUGAGGGAGAGGAUAGAGCUUUAAUGUCCAUGUAAUCACUAGCCAUUUUUGAGAAUUGAGCCUCUUAACGUUCCCCUCUUGUCCCUCAUCUGUAGUCUAAAACUACUUAGAGACCUCAGGAUGAGAGAUGCUAUUUUUCCUGAAUGCCUCUUUCCCAUAGUGCCCUGAGUGUUAUUCCUUUGGAUACUUCAUUAAAACUAGGAGAGACAGGUGAUGGUAAUAAAUUGCAGUAUUGGGGGUGCUAAGCAAGGUAAGGCACUACCCUUUCAUUUUCUUGGAAACACUUGAUGGAAAGGGGUUGUUAACAAAUUAAUUGAAUUGCUUAUAAUUGGAAGAACGGAGUUUGAGUGGAACAUUCACAUUGGAUCUCCUCCUUCUCUGCUCCCCCCACCCCAAGUUUACAUGCUGGAGCGGAAACCUUGUGGUACUCGGAAUGAAGGGGAUGCCUCUCUGUAAAGCAGAUAUUUCCUAUUUUUCCCCCUCGCCUAGUCUUCUGUUUCUAUGAUCUGCCUUUUGAACUGUUUUUGUGGCUGAUCAGUUCCACCUAAUAUGUCUCUUGAUUUCUGCUAUUGUAAUACUCAGACGACAUGCUGUUCUCUUCAUUUUAUAAGCUUUAGAUGCUCCUGCCUGUCAUACUCUGGCGGUUUAUCUUCAGCGUCUGGAUUUGCUUUCAGACUUGAAUGUCUAUCAAGCUGCUGUUGCUUUGAAUGUGAGAUCAAAAGAAGAUGAAUUCCAGUAAAAAAAUUUCCUUCUAUGAAGAAAAGAUUGGGGCCUGUGUAAACAUCCCACUGACAGCUCCCAAUGAGUUAUUUUAGCAGAGCAUUAGCACCCAGAAUGACAGACAGUCCAAGACUCCAUGCUAAAUAACAAAUCAGUCCCUUCAGUGGCAGCCGCACGUUAGUUACCACAACAGCAGUACAUUUUCUGCAGGAAUCCUGGUUCUCUGGCUCCCCCCCACCCCCACCCUCACCUCCCUUGACUGUGGCUGGUCGACUGUUCAUAUUCUUCCAAGCUGCCUUACUGUGCCUGGGCUGGCUUCCUUUACUGUAUCGGGCAUGUCACCAUCCAUGUGGCACAAGAUAGGACUUUAAUAAUUAGUUCAGGGUGGGGAAAGCAGAGCCCAAGGAGGGGAGCUGGUCACCUCAAGAUAAAUAAAUACUUUGGUUUGCUGUCUAGAAGGAAAAAAAUCAGAGAGGAUUCAUUUUUGUACAAAAGAAUUCCAUGAACGAGCAAAUAGACGUCCCCCAAAUGCAGGGAGAUGCACAGGUCCUUUAAGGAGCAUAUGGGAUACCGACCGCGCCACCAAACUCUGCAGCAUCUCAAAAAAAAAAAAAGAAAGAAAGAAAAAAUUAAAGAAAUCCCACUUUGCCUGUGUAGACAAAAAUGGUUUGGGGAGUGCAGGUUCCCUGAGAGAGACGCUGAAGACGUGUGUCUGUCUGCAGAAGGGAGCUGGAGUAUUUGGUUGCUGUUUGUCUGUUGGUCCAGUUAGGGCAUAAUUAGUUAGGUAUGUUGCUGCUUGUAGACCUGAAGUGAUUUAGAUAUGUGCCGAAUUAGAAUUAAUAGAUUUCUUUAAGUGCUUGAUGCCACUUUGAAAUUACCUGCCAGCUCCAACGGCUCUUUCAACUUUGAAAGAGGAGAAUUACUUGAGGGAUUCUUGUGGUUUCUUUGUCAUUUCGAAGGCAUUGCUACUGUGGAGGCAAGCCUCUUGUUGGCUAGAAAGGGCAAUGUUCCAGGGUGUUUUCACUUCAGUGUGUGCUCCAGCAGCCCGGCACUUCCUGUUUAUUCAAACAUCUUUUUACCAUUCUCCAACCCCCGCUUCACAGAAACAGCCAGAACACAUCUACAGCAAGAAGACGGAAAUCUAAAGACAGUCAGAGCUCACCCCGUCAAAGUCUUCAUUUUCUCUGCUCUUCAGGUGGCAAGACAGCUUCUUCUACAACAGCAACAAGUUAGUGGAUUAAAGUCCCCCAAGAGGAAUGACAAACAGCCAGCCCUUCAGGUUCCAGUGUCAGUGGCUAUGAUGACACCUCAAGUUAUCACUCCCCAGCAAAUGCAGCAGAUCCUCCAGCAACAAGUGCUUACUCCCCAACAGCUCCAGGUCCUGCUUCAGCAACAGCAGGCACUCAUGCUUCAACAGCAACAGCUUCAAGAGUUUUACAAAAAACAACAGGAACAGUUACAGCUCCAACUUUUACAACAACAACAUGCUGGAAAACAGCCUAAAGAGCCACAGCAACAGCAGGUGGCGGCUACCCAGCAGUUGGCCUUUCAGCAACAGCUCUUACAGAUGCAACAGUUACAGCAGCAACACCUCCUGUCCUUGCAGCGCCAGGGCCUGCUAACCAUUCAGCCUGGACAGCCUGCCCUUCCCCUCCAACCUCUCGCGCAAGGCAUGAUUCCAGCCGAACUGCAGCAACUCUGGAAAGAAGUGACAGGCUCGCAUCCAGCGGAAGAAACCCCGAGCAGCAACCAUAGCAGCUUGGAUCUGUCUUCUUCAUGCGUCACCACCUCCUCUGCACCUUCCAAGACCUCCUUAAUCAUGAACCCCCACGCCUCCACCAAUGGGCAGCUAGCAGCCGUCCACACCCCUAAAAGAGAGAGUUUAUCCCAUGAAGAUCACCCCCAUAGCCACCCACUCUACGGACAUGGCGUAUGCAAGUGGCCAGGCUGUGAAGCAGUGUGUGAAGAUUUCCAAUCAUUUCUAAAACAUCUCAACAAUGAGCAUGCGCUGGACGAUAGGAGUACAGCUCAAUGUAGAGUACAGAUGCAGGUUGUACAGCAGUUAGAGCUCCAGCUUGCAAAAGACAAAGAGCGCCUACAAGCAAUGAUGACCCACCUCCAUGUGAAGUCAACUGAACCCAAAGCCACCCCUCAGCCUUUGAAUUUGGUAUCAAGUGUCACACUCUCCAAAACAGCAUCAGAGGCAUCUCCACAGAGCUUACCUCAUACUCCUACUACCCCUACUACACCCAUCACUCCCGUCACCCAAGGACCUUCUGUCAUCACUACCACCAGCAUGCACAACGUGGGACCCAUCAGGAGGCGGUACUCGGAUAAAUAUAAUGUGCCCAUUUCUUCAGACAUCGCGCAGAACCAAGAAUUUUAUAAGAACGCAGAAGUUAGACCACCCUUUACAUAUGCAUCUUUAAUUAGGCAGGCUAUUCUUGAAUCUCCAGAAAAGCAACUAACCCUAAAUGAAAUCUAUAACUGGUUCACCCGAAUGUUUGCUUACUUCCGGCGUAAUGCAGCAACGUGGAAGAAUGCAGUGCGUCAUAAUCUUAGUCUUCACAAGUGUUUUGUGCGAGUAGAAAACGUUAAAGGGGCAGUAUGGACAGUGGAUGAAGUAGAGUUCCAAAAACGAAGGCCACAAAAGAUCAGUGGUAACCCUUCUCUUAUUAAAAAUAUACAGAGCAGCCACGCCUACUGUACACCUCUCAAUGCUGCUUUACAGGCUUCGAUGGCUGAAAAUAGUAUACCUCUCUACACUACUGCUUCCAUGGGAAAUCCCACUCUGGGCAAUUUAGCCAGUGCUAUGAGGGAAGAGCUAAAUGGCGCGAUGGAGCAUACAAACAGUAACGAGAGUGACAGUAGUCCCGGCCGUUCCCCUAUGCAAGCAAUGCACCCAGUGCAUGUCAAAGAGGAACCUUUAGAUCCAGAUGAAAAUGAAGGUCCGCUCUCCUUAGUGACAACAGCCAACCACAGUCCAGAUUUUGACCACGACAGAGAUUAUGAAGAUGAACCUGUAAAUGAGGACAUGGAGUGAAUGUCUAAUAUCCUUAUCCUGAGAAUGAAGAUUGGGAAAAAAACAAAAAACAGAAAACAGAAACAAAACAAGUCAAAGUCCGCUGUGAAAUCUCUCCAUUAUUGUACAGUCUGGGGGAUUUUCACUCCAUUUUGACAACUCUGAAAUGUGUUAACUCUUAGUGCCAUCAAGUAUCCCAUUUGGGAGUAUUUUUGAUUUUUCUACUUUUUGUUGAAAAAAGGAAUUUGUACUCUGUGCAUUGGAUGGACUUGUUUGGUACUUGGGAUUUUCCUCUCUUACAGUCAACAUCAGUGUUGUAAAUUUGCUAAACUGAUUCACUUACAUUAAGCAGCAGACUUUGGACUGCAGUCCUGCCAAUCACGGACACUGAGGACGUCAAACUGAGCAUGUUCACCUAAACUGCAGAUCAAGCCUUUGCCCAGAUUUUAAGGAUUCCAAUGGACCACAUAUUUGCACAGUACUUACUGCAUGUUGAUUAUCACUGCCUUUACUCCAUUUUUUUUUGCUUCCAUUUGGGAUGGGGAAGGCCUCUGUGUGUGUAUUGGGGGGUGGGGUUAAAGAAUAAUUAUCCCAAACUUUUUAAUGUAUUGCUUUUUUUUUUUUUGGCUUCUACUAUACCAUUUUAAGUUCUGACCUCAGGCCUCAACUUGGGCCCAGGGCCUCUUUGAGGCUUUAAUGUUUUCUGUACUCUGUGAUGAAUGUUAAUAGGUGUUUUUAUUAUACAAAGCUGAAUGUCAUUUUCUUGUUUGUAGUUUUCUGUCAUUCAUUCCAAUUUCCUUCAGAUAGCACCCAUGUUUUCUUUAAAUUCAGAAAACAUUCCGUUUUGGUCUUUGCAAGAAGGUCCCAAAUGCUGCACUCUACCCAAUGAAGGUUGUCCAACUCGAAAGGAUGAAAUCCUGCGAGAAUGAGAAUGAAUGACAGACAGAGAAACACUGUAGAAAGCAACGCAGAUUCAUUCCACAAAGCAGUAUUUGGGAAUUUUGUCUUGGGGUUGUUUUCUCGGCAGCCACAUCCUUUGGAACAUCACCACGAUAUUUAGCACCAGUUGAAUUCCAUAGCAGCUAGGAUCAGUCAUUGAUCAAGAGCCUCCUGUGUAUGUGUGUCAGGCACUGUGCUAGGCACCGAGGACACACAGACGGGAGUGCAAUGGCGGGCACUCCCUCGUGUGACACAAGUUGGGAUGCACCAACAGCUCUCCGAAGUAGUCGUAAGGAUCUGUGUAGGGGACCCCCGUGGGUUACUUUGUCUGCCAAGUGGUGAAAAAUGUCAUGGACUUCACCAAAUACCAUUCCUGAAAGUAGUGGUGUUAUCACUUAAUUUAGGCAUCCAUCCAUUAAGGACUGCUUGGUGGCAUUAAUCUGCUGGAAUGCAAAUUAGAUUUCAGAUUGAACUUGUUAUGGAAAUUGUUAAGGACUGAGCCCAGGAAAUGUUGAAGUGUUCACGAUUCCAAUUGUGCACAUUCUGUACCGCAGUUUCGUUGGUUAUGCAAUAGGACGAUGCCAACUCGUCUCCCGCACUCAGAGCGAGAGACGUGGCUCCGGUCCCUGGACCGGAGCUUUUGCCAUUUGGACCUCGGCAGUUCUCGUCACGCACAAGGCAUAGAGAAGGCUGGAAUUCUCGGUCAGUCACCUCAGUCACUGAACACCUGAGCAUGUUCAUUCUGCAACCACUUUUGUCACUCAGUUAUUUAUGUAGGAUGGUAGCUUAUUUUUUUAUUUUAGUUUGAAAGCCUUUCAGAGCUUAAUUUAUAUUCUCCUUUGUACUUUUUUUUCUAAAAUUACCAAAGAUAUUACACAAAGGUAAAUUAUGUUCUCUGUUAUAUGCUUUAUCUUAUGAAGCCAAAUAUCCUCUUAUUGUUGAUCAAAGGAGGUGAAAGAUUUAGAGGGAAACGACAAGAUAUGGGCUAUUGCUAACCUGAGAGAGAACUGCUCCUUUAUUCUAUAAUAAAUUUAGAAAGCCAAGUAGGUAAUGGAACCAAAGUUGUUGCUUUUUUUUUUUGUGCACCUCUACAGUGACUGAAGCUCACUACUGUAAGGAAAAAUGAUGGGGGCUAUCGAGGAUCAAAGUAGGGAACCAGUAUUAAAAGAAUUACAGAAGGGAAGAUCUCUCUCUCAUGACAAAGAAAAAAAAUGAAUGUAUGUUGCAGAAAAUUAGUGUCCAGUAAAGGAGACAGUUAAAUAAAAUUCAGAGAGAACAAGAAAAGCUUCCAUGAUUAAACUGGGCCAUAUAAUAGAUUUUCUAGGGGGAAAAAAAUGUUUGUUUGACAGAUUGUAUGCCACUUUUUUUUUUUUUAAGAAUUGUGCUCUGAUCACAUCUUGAAUUUUGGUUUAUCUUGGCAUAAUUUCUCCAUUUUUGUUGGUUAGGUUUCGUUCACCAUUUUCCACAAAGAAAUAACACUCCUGUCCACUCAUAAGCUUGGUACAAGAAACAGAAACUUGAUUGGCAGUUACUCUUUGGAGCUCCAUCCACUCUGCUUCCCACAAUACAAAGGGCAGUCUGUGGUCAUUUUUAACUUACCCUGAUGUGCGGGCAAUAGCCCAAAGGGAUCGUGAGAAGUGGGCCCUGUGUUUCUAAACUGAGUGGGUUGCUGGCUAGUUCGGUAUUCAAAAGAGGAUAAAAAUCUGGUAGGUUAGUUCAUUCUCAGCAUGUGUAGCUAGACAUGAGUAAAGAGAACAGCAUGAGAAACUGUUAGUUCGCAUACCUCAGUUCAAACCUUUAGGGAAUGAGUAAAAGAAAAAAAAUUACAUUGCACUCAGUUGCACUUAGUUGUAUGUCUUGCAUGCUUAGUCUAAAGACUGUAGCAAAAAAAAAUAAAAAGAGAAAAAUUAGAUUUUACGUCUCUUGCGGGUAUCAUGGCCCUGCAGAAGAACCAACUGAAAAAAAAAUCUCAGGCUUUCUUUCCGUCAAGCAAAUUUCACUCUGAUUUUUACAGUUCUGAUUCCGUAUCCCUCUUGGGUACCCAGUCGCUUCUUUAGGGUGGGGUUUAUUAUGUUGUACAUAUAUAGCCCGCUGUGUCUGUGUGAGCCUUUGUCUUUUCGGGGGAGGGCAGAGGGAGGUUCAUUUUUUAGAUAUUGUUCCUAAAAAGGAAUAAAUGCAUACACCUGUUUGUCAAAACACCUUUCCUUUUUUUUUUGUGCAACUGCUUUAUAUUAACUAUACUAAAAAUAGCUUUGGGGAAAAAAAACCUACUGUAUGUAAUGGGAUUGCAGAGUGUGCUGCACAUGAAUUUCAUUUAGUUAUCCUUGCUUUAAGAAUAUUGGAUGACAUUUCCUGACAUGUGGGAGAAAAGCCCUGACCCCUUCUUUAUUUGUUUUUGUUUUUGUUUUUGUUUGGCUUUUAAAUUGUAACAUAGUUGACAGAUUUUGUUUUGUGGUUUUUUUUUUCUGUUAUCAUUGAUUGAAGCAUUUUGUACAGUUGUGGUUUGUGUGUGUGUGUGUGUGCUAAGCUGAUUUUUUUUAUACUUCCCCCCCCCACCCCACUCCCGGCCCCCCUGUGUUAUUCUACCACUGAUAUUUCCGGCUGUCUUCAAUGAGUUCCUAACAUUUGAAAAGGAAAAAAAAAUGUUGUUGAAAAUAUUUUCUCCUGCUGCAGUAAAUAUUUUGCAUGAUGAAAGUCCAGGGUCACACUUUCAAAGUUUAUCAGUGAAGUAGUGAUUAAUAAUGGGGAGUGUCAAAAUAUUGAACUUUUGUAUAAAAAAAAACUUUACAAGGUGCCAAGAUGUAAAGACAAUUUGUUACAUGUUUUUUUUCUCAAAGAAAAGCGUACAUUAUGAAAGUAGUACCAUGUUUCAGGUAAACACGCUGUCAGGAAUGAGGGUCCAGCCUUCCUUGUCCCCAGAGUUUGUAAAUGUGAAACCUGUUUGGUUUCUGCAUUUGACUAGCAGUAAAAUGACCUAUCAAGGCUUAUGUAGAAUAAUCGUGACUACCAAGCUGUCUGUCACUUUUUUGAUGCUGACAUAGGAUGGUUCUUACCUAAUUCCCAGUGCUCUGUCUCAGAACUGCUAUGGGAUACCUCAGAUUUUCAAACUAGAACUACUGUGCAAAUCACUAGAUAUUUUAUCCAAAUGAAAAACUUUUUUAAGGGGGGAGGGGGAAGCCUUGAGAAUUCUUGUAGUUUUCAGAUUACAAGUGAGCCCCAUUUCUUAAGAACACAAAGACUGCAUAGAAUGGUUUUAAACCGCUUUGGUACCUUUUAGUUAAUAAUGUACCCACACGGAGUUUUUGGGAUGUUUUGAAAACAGUUUUAGCUUUCUUAUCUCAAGGAUCCAAUGGACAGAUCCAGUGGCAUUUCAUGGGCCUGCCAUAGUUAAUAAAAUAUCUACUACACAUAAGCCUUGAUGAAAAUGGUACAGUCCAGACUGUUAGCAUGGUGCUGUGUGUGUAUGUGCUGCCAGUAACGAGAUUUUUUUUGAUAAGGCAUAAAAGAAACUCAUUCCUUACAUCAACUGUAAUUCCAUCAUUCCAUGUCUGUUGAUACAGACAAUAAAAAAAAUGUUGUGUAGUCAGUACUAAUUACUGACAUUAUAGCAUUCUCAAAUGCAAUAAAAAUGCUGGUUGUUCACACUGGUCGUACAAGUUGCCACA